Molecule: messenger RNA, 1367 nt
Organism: Daucus carota subsp. sativus
Lineage: Eukaryota; Viridiplantae; Streptophyta; Magnoliopsida; Apiales; Apiaceae
Product: probable aspartic proteinase GIP2
Exons: 1
Coding region: 39-1343 (434 amino acids)
Biological process (GO): proteolysis
Molecular function (GO): aspartic-type endopeptidase activity
Source: RefSeq, a predicted model, not a curated record
UAGACCCAGCAUUUCACAAACUCUGCAACACACCAACCAUGGCUCCUUCACUUCAAAUCACCUUAUUUUCCCUCCUCUUCAUUUUCACCAUCACUCAAGCUCAGCCAUCUUUCCGACCAUCGGCCCUAGUGCUUCCGGUCAAGAAAAAUGCCUCGACGCUCCAAUACGUGACCACGAUCCACCAAAGAACUCCUCUCGUAUCGGAAAAUCUUCUUGUUGAUCUGGGAAACCGGUAUAUGUGGGUUGAUUGCGAGACAAAUUAUGUUUCAUCCACGUACCGUCCUGUUCGAUGUGAAACUUCGCAAUGUACCAUGUCGAAUCCCGAUACAUGCAGCGAUUGCUUUAAUAGACCCCGACCAGGGUGCAAUAAUUUUACUUGCGGGGUUUUUCUUGAAAACUCCGUGAAUAAUAUUGCCAUGAUCGGUGAGGUUGCUCAAGAUGUUGUGUCAGUCAGGUCCACUGACGGGUCGAGUUCAGGUCGGGUUGUCUCCGUCCCGCAUUUUAUUUUUUCAUGUGCGCCGAGUUAUUUGCGACGAAACUUGUCUAGCGGUGCGGUAGGGGUUGCGGGUUUAGGAAGGAAUAAAAUUGGACUUCCUUCGCAAUUUGCUUCGGCUUUUAGCUUCAAACGGAAAUUCGCGAUGUGUUUAUCAGGAUCGCGAUCAUCGAAUGGCGUCAUAAUCUUCGGAAAUGAUCCGUACAAAUUUCUUCCGGGCAUCAUUGUGUCAGAUAAAACACUUACGUACACACCCUUGCUGACAAAUCCAGAGAGCACUUCGGCAAGCUCACACGGCGAGCCUUCGGUUGAGUACUUCAUCGGAGUUAAAUCGAUUAAAAUCAACUCUAAAAUCGUUCCAAUUGAUACCUCAUUACUAUCUAUUACCAAUGGCAACGGUGGAACAAAAAUUAGCACAAUCGAUCCAUACACAGUCCUGGAGAACUCGAUUUACAAGGCGGUUCUAAAGGCUUUCAUCAAAGAAUCCGCAGCGAGGAACAUAACACGAGUUGCCUCAUUUGCGCCAUUCGGGGCCUGUUUUAGCACAGAUAACAUCUUGAGUACGCGAGUAGGGCCGUCAGUGCCGAGCAUUGAUCUGGUGUUACAGAGCGAAAGCGUGGUCUGGACCAUAACAGGGUCAAAUUCAAUGGUUUAUGUUAAUGACAAUGUGGUUUGUUUAGGAGUGGUGAAGCGAGGAUCGAACCCGAGAACUUCGAUUGUGAUCGGAGCGCAUCAGUUGGAGGAUAAUCUGGUGCAAUUCGAUCUGGCAAGUUCGAGAGUGGGAUUCAGUGGUACUCUGUUGGGGAGACAGACUACAUGUGCCAACUUUAAUUUAACAUCCUCUGCAUGAACACAUUUUACAAUUUUUACCGAA